AUGCAAAAGACUGCAUUCUACCGUGUUGAUCUCACUAGUGGAAAAACUACUCUCAUCAAUGCUCUUGUUGGACCCGGUGGCAAUAUCAACGCUAUUGGAUACAAUAAGUUCGACAAUUUCAUUUACGGCAUGUUGCAGGAUAGCACAGGUACGCAAGUCAUCCGCAUUGCUGGUGAUGGUUCCUACACCCUUCUGGCUGCACGCACCUCAGACCGUAGUGUCAAUAUGGGCGAUAUCGACAAUCUAGGCCGAUACUGGAUUGCUACAUCUGCAAAGGCUUGGUGGUGCAUCGACCUCAUGCCGGGCUCAGCAACCUAUGGAAAGAUCAUCAUGAGCGGCACUGCUGUUACUACUCUGACUGCAGCUGACUGGGCUUUUGUGCCUGGCGGUGGUGAUUAUAUGUAUGCCGUUAUGGUCGACAGUGGUGGCUUAACCUCAACUCUAGGCCGUUUCAGUCGUACCUCAUACACCUGGACGACUGUUAAAGCGUAUGGUAAUGUUGCCGGUUCAAACUUCUGGGGUGCCGUAUAUGCUUCUCAGGACGGAAACCUGUAUGGCUCUGAAAAUAACAGCGGCCAAAUCUUCAAAUUUCCUGUGGCACCAACAGCAGGUAACCCUGUUUUCAUUGCAACAGGUCCUGCGUCCAGCUCUAACGAUGGAGCGAGGUGCAUUGACAGCCAAACUCUCCCAGUCUAG
This is a messenger RNA of Fusarium oxysporum Fo47, 696 nucleotides long. RefSeq names its product proline rich protein 5MeD. The record is from RefSeq and is a predicted model, not a curated record. The coding region runs from base 1 to 696 and encodes 231 amino acids. NCBI's taxonomy places the organism in Eukaryota, Fungi, Ascomycota, Sordariomycetes, Hypocreales, Nectriaceae. The transcript has a single exon.